AUGUCGAUCCAGGAGCCUUCGAAGUGCUGCGUCUGCGGCGAUCCGACCACGAAGCGUUGCCAGGCGUGCGCAAAGAGCGGGAUCGACCUCUUCUUCUGCUCGCCGGAACACCAGAAGCUCGUCUGGAAGCACCACAAGCACGUCUGCGGGGCGAACGCUCACCCGUUUCGCUACCCGCCUCUCUCGCAAGACGAGCUUGACGGUCUCUUAGCCUUUGAGCAUGAGCUAGUGACCGACCAAUAUCGGGACAACAUCCUUUCUGCGCUCCCAGAGAUCGAGCACGAGCUCACGCCGGACAAGAUUGCAAGAGGCCAUGCAGCUUUGCAGCAAACCGUCGUUGGCCGGAUGCUCGAAAGGAGGCUGGGCUGGCCGGCGUUCUCUUACGCGAAUAUCGUUCGCUUUCUCUCCUCGUCACCUGCUACUCCGAACGACGCGUACAGGCGUACUCUCUUUCGCCUACGCUAUGAGAUCUGGGCAUACCAUCUCCGCGCACGGGGCAACAUGUCCGACGCUUUCGCUCAGACGCCUUUCUGGAGCAACAUCGCUCUUUUCGACCUGACGCAACUGGCAAGCCUUGCGGUUGACCUCCCUGUCGACAGCCUCGUCCGGUCGCAAUACCUCCACAGCCUUGUCGUGCUCGUCUCGCUCGCCGUGCAGCGGUUGCAGGACUGUACGGCCAUCCCGCUUGCAUAUCUCCAACGCGCAUCGGAGCAGAUACUAGCCUGCUUCGGUGACCUCAAGCCUGGAGUGGACGAGAAGGACGCUUUGGCUGCCAUUGCUCCGCUUCUCGACGCAUUGAGGGGUGCAGGGGUGGGCCGGAUGGAAGUCUGGCGAACCGUUUCAGGACGACUGGCCGGCUCAUGCACCUGA
This is a messenger RNA of Rhodotorula toruloides NP11, 870 nucleotides long. Its product is annotated as zinc finger, MYND-type protein. Bases 1 to 870 code for a protein of 289 amino acids. The record is from RefSeq and is a predicted model, not a curated record. NCBI's taxonomy places the organism in Eukaryota, Fungi, Basidiomycota, Microbotryomycetes, Sporidiobolales, Sporidiobolaceae. The transcript has 3 exons.